AGCAACUGACAGCGUUAGACGUCCUAUCGCUGUCAAUAUAAUCGAAAUUUAAUUUAAUUUAAACCUAAUUUGGCCGUAAACAACAAAAGUAUUAGGAGGCGGAGCAAUUCCAAAUUCCGUUGCAUGGAGGUGUGCUACUUCCGCCUUCUGACGUCAUAAGUCAUUAAUCGACGAGUAAGAAUGUGAGAGCAGCGGGCCAGGAGUCAACACAUCAAGGGGAACCCGAACACAACUGCUUGGAGACGUCCUCGCCCUUAACCCAGCAACGAGGAGUCCCAACUCGGCUUGAGCAGCACACCUGAACCGAGGAACCACUGAAGCCCGGACGGUCAAACUUCAGUUUGUACAUUGUGCGAAAUCUUUAGACAUCUCCAGGCACCAUGGGCGAAGCAGCAGUCAAAGAGGAUGGCACAGUCAUACGAUCAGCUGAGUACAUCGGCUCAUUUCUGGUGGAUGACAGCUGCCUGGACGACCAGAUUGAGCAACUGCACAGGAACCUGAAGACCCUGAAAACAUCCAAGAAGAAAAGGCCUGUAUCCCUAAAGUUCUCCAUCAAAGGUGUGAAAAUGUACAACGAGGAUGAAACGACUCUCUUGAUGGCCCACGCCCUGCGCAGAGUGUCACUGUCUACCGCAAGACCAAGCGACGCCCAGUUUGCAUUUGUCUCGCACAACCCAGGCAGCACCGACGCCCAGCUGUACUGCCACGUUUUUCGAGCCAGACACGCCAGAGCCGCGCAGUUCUUGAACCUUCUGCUGUGCCGCUGUUUCCAGCUGUCUUACCUGGAGAAGCACCCAGAAGAAGCCCAGGAAGUUUCUUCCGGCUCUGCACCCCGUCGUAAUCCGUCGCUGCUCAACCACGGUUUCCCACUCAGUGUUAGCGCCCUGGUGUCCUUCAGAAGAGCUCCGUUUCGGGGGUUGAUGUUCGGGUCUAAGAAACACAACAAGCCCGCUGAAGAGCAGCAACUUGGCAGCCAGGACGAAGUCUUUCCCUCGUCCUCCCCGUCCCUGGUGCGCAAGAAAGCCAUCCGCAGCAAAGCGCUGCGCUCCGGGGCAUACCGCUCCUUUACGUUCACGCCGCUCAAGCAGCGCCACGUCCAGGAGCGCCUCAGCGCAUCUCAAGAAAAGGACCACGAGAAGACCCCAGCAAGACGAUCCCGGGCCCCGAGCUUGGCCGAAACCGAGGAAGCGCUGGCUCAGGCAGUUUGGUGUUGGGGUGGUAUCGCAACUGACAGCAGCUACUCCCUCCUGGCUGAUGACGUUUUGGGUUCCUACCUCUUAUGCCCGCACCCCAAGAAACCCAAAAGUGGGUCCCUCAUCAUUCGAUUUCCAUCUGGCCUUGUCACCCACCUCAUCGAAAACACACGUAAAGGCAAUUUUCUUUUGGAGAAAUCCAAAGCCGAAUUCAGUUCCCUCGCAGAGCUGAUUGAACAUUACACGGAAAACCAAGAUGGACUGCCAUGCCGACUGAGCUGCGCCCGGGUCAACCACUGCUACGAGUGGGAGGAGGAAGACGCUACAGCGCCCAAGACCCAGGAGCGACGCAAAAGUCUGAACAAAAGUAGAAUGCAGAGGAUAGUGAAAGGAAUAGGGGUAAAAUUUGGGCACUAGAAGCGGUUUACGGCCAAUUUUUUUGGAAGUCACUCUUCACGAAAUCACACUAACAAUGGUGGGACAUUUCAAAUGUAUUAAUACUCAACGCACCUUUCUAAUUACUCUGUAAGCACUUCAAGUAUCAUUAAUGUAUAGGUCAUUUGUCAAAGCUGUUUUUUGUAUUUGCUGCUUUUAUGUUUUUAUAUACGUAUAUACGUAUGUUUUUUUUUAAUGGACUUCCAUAGUGUUUUUUAAGUAUUUGCUCAAUCUUUAUGAGGUUAAGCACUUAGGCUGUUAAAUCUGUUGACAAAACUGGUUUUCUUUCCAUUGUCAACAUGUUGCAAAUAUAUUUGUUUAUGUUUGAGUAUGUGGUGUUAAUUUAUUUGCCACAAAUUGUCAACAGUUUUUUUCUUGUGCUAAAAUUUAGACGCGUGUGAUAAUCUACUUUAAACUCCUGUUAUCACAUUAUGCGUGUGCU
Corythoichthys intestinalis (scribbled pipefish) is the source of this 2070-nucleotide messenger RNA. It is a transcript of the gene sh2d5, whose product is annotated as SH2 domain containing 5. Lineage: Eukaryota; Metazoa; Chordata; Actinopteri; Syngnathiformes; Syngnathidae. The transcript has 10 exons. Bases 381 to 1610 code for a protein of 409 amino acids. The record is from RefSeq and is a predicted model, not a curated record. Gene Ontology annotation, cellular component: postsynaptic density.